CAUCUAAUAGGCUCAGGCCGGAUUUGAAGCAGGCAUGAAAAUGGGUGGAAAGCUUUCCAUACUUCUCCUUCUUGUCAUCUUCUUCUUCUUCACCACAUCUACAGCUUCAAGAGAUAUUUCAGAACUGCCCCACUUUAACAGGUCUUUCACUGUCAAAGCCAACCCACAGAUUGGUGCAGCCAAGUGUUCAUACACAGUGGACAUAAGAACAAGCUGUUCCUCAGUUAAAUACACCAGAGAUCAAAUCAGCCUUUCAUUUGGUGAUGCCUAUGGCAAUGAGGUAUAUGCAGCAAGAAUUGACGACCCAGAUUCGGACACAUUCGAGAGAUGCUCCAAGGAUACAUUCAAGAUUACAGGGCCGUGCAUGGAUGAUGUGUGUUAUCUGUAUCUAUACAGGGUUGGAUCGGACGGCUGGAAACCGCAGAGCGUGACUGUGUACAUCUCUGCUCGCAAUUAUGUUACGUUUACAUACAACAGAUUUGUGCCCAAAGGAGUGUGGUAUGGCUUCAAUCACUGCGAUAAUGCUGCCUCCAUCUCAACUGUUGUGUAGAGAAGACAGAACUGAGUCGGAGCGGUCGAGAUGAGAUUGAUUGCUUAUUAUGUAAUGAGUGGGUUUUUAAGAAUUUGGAAUAAGUUUUCGUGUGGACUAUAUUGUUAAUUUCAAAAUAAGGAUUUAUUACAAUUACAUACUUAUGUUAUCUUU
Messenger RNA from Ipomoea triloba (trilobed morning glory), 703 nucleotides. RefSeq names its product embryo-specific protein ATS3A-like. The record is from RefSeq and is a predicted model, not a curated record. The transcript has 3 exons. Bases 35 to 550 code for a protein of 171 amino acids. Gene Ontology annotation, molecular function: protein binding. Lineage: Eukaryota; Viridiplantae; Streptophyta; Magnoliopsida; Solanales; Convolvulaceae.